AUGGUAGCUGAGCGGCUUUGUGAGAGACCAGACAGCAUCACCCUUGUCAGGGAUUGGUGGGGUGAGGAGGUUGGCAUGGAGAACUCUGAAGAACUGGCAAAGGUCUCCUGUGAAAGGGCAAGCCAGAACCUAGAGGCACCCAGCACACGCCCAGCCCGCCGCCACGAUGCCCAAGAGAAGGUCAGGUCUGUGGAGGGGGCAGCCAAGGAGGAGCCCAAGAGGAGGUCGACCAGGUUGUCAGCCAAAACAGCUCCUGCAAAAGUGGAAACGAAGCCCAAAAAGGCGGCAGGAAAGGAUAAAUCUGCAGACAAAAAAGUGCAAAGGAAAGGGAAAAGGGGAGCAAAGGGAAAGCAGGCGGAAGUGGCUGACCAGGAAUCUAAAGAAGAUCUACCUGCGGAAAACAGAGAAACUAAAAAUGAGGAGAGUCCAACUUCAGAUGAAGCAGGAGAAAAAGAAGACAAGUCUGAUUAA
Molecule: messenger RNA, 471 nt
Organism: Eptesicus fuscus (big brown bat)
Lineage: Eukaryota; Metazoa; Chordata; Mammalia; Chiroptera; Vespertilionidae
Product: non-histone chromosomal protein HMG-14-like
Exons: 2
Coding region: 1-471 (156 amino acids)
Biological process (GO): chromatin organization
Cellular component (GO): nucleus; chromatin
Molecular function (GO): nucleosomal DNA binding
Source: RefSeq, a predicted model, not a curated record